AAAUGAGGUGAGAUCAUUUUUAAUACAUAUUCUCUUCAAUUUUAUUCUUGAUGGAUCACCUACUAUAUAUGCAUUCAAAUCGAACUCAUAUUCACUUAUUAAUGACAGAUGAUCCGAUACAAUAAUCUAAUUGACUAAUUAUUAGAUCCUUUUUGCCAAGAUAUUCAUCCCCUAUAUAUCAAACAGUUUCCUUCAAAUUUGCUGGAUUCCAGCUACAUCAAUACUCUCUCUCCUCUCUCUCUCUCUCUCUCUCUCUCCAUGACAGCAUGACUCCAGUUUAUCUGAACCCAUCACCCUCAUCUUUUCCUUUUGUUGAGCUUGGGGAAGAUCAACACCUUGAACAGUUAACCACACCACAGCAAGCUUCAUCUCCUCUCACAUGUCCCCUUUUCUUCAACUCUCAAGAUCAAAGAGGCAGUCACCCCGCUGAGUCCAAACAAAAACAACAAAAGGUUGAUAGGUAUAUUUUGCAUAGUGGAUCAAGUGAUCAACAAGUGAUCUCAUUUUCUUCGGUUAAGCUUGCCCAGGAGGAUAGUAAUGGCGACCAUAAAUUUUCGGGUUUCAAGAGAGAAGUUGGAGAUGAAAGAAAGAACGGUGAAGGAUCAAUGAAGUGGAUGUCUUCAAAGAUGAGGUUGAUGCGGAAAAUGAUGAACUCCAAUUAUUCAGGGACUGAUAAACCAGUGAAAGUUGUGGAGAAGUUCAAUCAGGACAAUAGUGAAACCAUGUAUGCUUACAAUAGCAAUAAGGACAAUGUUAGAGUUUGUUCUGAUUGUAACACAACCAAGACUCCUCUUUGGAGGAGUGGCCCCCAAGGUCCCAAGUCACUAUGCAACGCCUGUGGGAUUCGGCAGAGGAAGGCGAGGCAGGCAUUUGCGGCACACAGCUCGGACGUCGCCAAUGGUUCAUCGGUGAUGUCCAAGGUGAACAAUAAGGAGAAAAAAACGCGUACAAGCUAUGUCAAACAGCUAAAGAAGCCCUCUAAGCAUCUGGGGUCUCCUCACAGAGGAAAGGAACUUAGUCUCGAGGACUUUGAUAGUGCAAGUAUGGGUAAGACAUCAGCAUUUGGACGUGUGCUUCCACAGGAAGAAGAAGAAGCUGCUAUUCUUCUUAUGGCACUUUCUAGUGACCUUAUUAAUAGUUGAAGUUUGUUGAGAGAGAGAGAGAGAGAG
Messenger RNA from Ilex paraguariensis (yerba mate), 1169 nucleotides. Lineage: Eukaryota; Viridiplantae; Streptophyta; Magnoliopsida; Aquifoliales; Aquifoliaceae. The record is from the annotation of a GenBank genome assembly.